AUGGAAGAGAAGCAAUCCUAUCUCGGCUCCAAAGCCGCCAAAUAUGCCCUGGGCGUCCAUCGUGGUCCUCUUCCCCCAGAUGAUGGCGAAGGCGUCGCAAUCGAACAUGUCGAGACGGCAAACACCAUCUCGUUAGAGAAAAGGGAAAAGACGAGGGCUGAGCGAGCACGCCGCCACUGGGCUCGAUUUUGGUGCUGCUACAUUUUUUGGAGCAUUAUCUUCCUGGUAGUUUUCUUGCCCGUUUUCUUCACGGUCAUCAUCCCGGCCAUUGCCCAAAGAGUGCUCGACAAUGCGUCGCUCGUCGUCACCGAGACGAGCGUUAUGCAGCCGCGGCCGGAUUCGAUUAUGCUUAGCUUGAAGACUGCUCUGAAACUACCCAUCGGCGUUCCUGUACGUAUCGAGCCCAUAGCGAUCAGUCUAUUCAACCGCAAGGAAAAGGGCAACGGUACCUGGGCCAAGGUGUACCUUGAUGGCGCAACGAUCGACGGGAACACCACCCUAGGAAUCGACAACCAAUUCACCCCGUUGAACGUAGAGCAAUGGAAAAAAUACGUCCACAGCGUGGUCUUCGAGAAGAACGCCCCGCUAUCGCUCAACGGUAAAACCACCGCAUACCUCGGCAAACUGAAGAAUCACGUCACCAUGGAUAAAGACGUGAAGCAAAAUACUCUCAACUCGUUCUCUGGCUUCUCCGUCGCGGACCCUCAACUCCUUCUCCCUCCGAGAGAGGACGGGACCAACCUCAUUGCCAACGCCACCCUGCCCAACCCCUCCGUUAUGACCUUGGAAAUCGGAACAACGAUCCUGGACCUCAAAAGUGGAGACCUCGUCAUCGGCAACGCAACCAUCGACAAUCUUAUCCUCAAACCAGGCAACCACUCAUCCCCCAUCCACGGCAUCAUGGACCUCAAGGUCUUAAUCAAGAACCUCGUACCCAUCCUGCAGACCCAGGCCAGCUCCCUCAAGAAUGGCUACCUCACCCUUGACACCGUCGGUAAAUCUGUCGUCUACGACGGCGUCGAGGUCCCCUACUACACCGAAGUAAUGAGAAACCUAACCAUGACGGCGCAAGUGCCCCUCGGCGGCCUGAUCACGAACACUCUACGCGGCCUCCUCCACGACGACAGCGGAACCAAUAUUUUCGCCAAUCUCACUGACAAUUCAGACACAAAUAGCGGCGGCGGCGGCGGUUUACUCAGCAAUUUGCUUGGGGAUUCUAACAAGGGCCUGAGUAAUCUGUUGACUAGCCGCGCCGUGGAUGAACUCUUGAAUAAUCCUGAAAAGCGCUCGUCUAUGAUUAAUAUUCUAGAGGGGUUCCUAUAA
Molecule: messenger RNA, 1323 nt
Organism: Aspergillus pseudotamarii
Lineage: Eukaryota; Fungi; Ascomycota; Eurotiomycetes; Eurotiales; Aspergillaceae
Product: DUF3712 domain-containing protein
Exons: 4
Coding region: 1-1323 (440 amino acids)
Cellular component (GO): fungal-type vacuole membrane
Source: RefSeq, a predicted model, not a curated record